Molecule: messenger RNA, 1932 nt
Organism: Leptopilina boulardi
Lineage: Eukaryota; Metazoa; Arthropoda; Insecta; Hymenoptera; Figitidae
Product: alpha-amylase
Exons: 5
Coding region: 123-1658 (511 amino acids)
Biological process (GO): carbohydrate metabolic process
Molecular function (GO): alpha-amylase activity; cation binding
Source: RefSeq, a predicted model, not a curated record
UUACAAGAUUGCAGUAGAGCUUAAGUGCGCAAAAAAAGAUAAUAACUUUUCUUGAUUAGAUAUCGUUGAUGUAAGGUCAAUAUGCAGAAAAUUAUUAUUUUCCUGCAGUACUUCACAAAUUAAUGAAAAUUGGGUCAAUAAUUUCAUAUAUAAAUUUCAUUGACAAUAAAAAAUUUGUCUUCAUUUUUAUAAAAAUGUUGUUUCUAUCAAUAUUGGUGUUUUCAAAAUUAGUGAUGGCUUAUCAUAAUCCUCAUUAUGUGAAAGGCCAUGAUACAAUGGUUCAUCUUUUUGAAUGGAAAUGGUCAGAUAUUGCUGAUGAAUGUGAAAAAUUCCUAGGACCAAUUGGUUUUGGUGGAGUACAGGUUUCACCAAUUCAAGAAAAUGUAAUCGUCACAAAUAGACCAUGGUGGGAGCGUUAUCAACCGAUAAGUUAUAAAUGGAAAACAAGAUCUGGAGAUGAUAAUGAUUUUAAAAAUAUGCUACAAAAAUGUAAUAAUGCCGGAGUGAGAAUUUAUGUUGAUAUUAUAUUAAAUCAUAUGAGCGGUGAUCAACCAACAAAUUUAGGAACUGGUGGUUCAACGGCUGAUACAAAAAAUUUUUACUAUCCAGCUGUACCGUAUAGGAGGAAUAAUUUUAAUUCAAAAUGCGAUGUUAAUAAUUAUACGGAUCCAAAAAAUGUACGAAAUUGUCAACUUGUUGGUUUACAUGAUUUAGAUCAAUCACAGGAUUAUGUUCGAAAUAAAAUGAUUGAUUUUAUGAAUUCUGCUAUUGAUGCUGGAGUGGCUGGAUUUCGUAUUGAUGCUGCAAAACAUAUGUGGCCAAAGGAUCUCAAAGAAAUUUAUUCAAAAUUAAAAAAUUUACCCACCGAUUUUGGAUUUAAAGAAAAUUCUCGACCAUUUAUUUAUCAAGAAGUAAUUGACUAUGGUUCGGAAAUUAUUUCAAAAAGAGAAUACAAUGAAAUGGCAGUUGUUACUGAAUUUAAAUAUGGGGCGGAAUUAAGUAAUGCAAUUAAAGGAAAUAAUCCAUUAAAAUGGCUUAUUAAUUGGGGUGAACAAUGGUCACUAUUACCAUCGAAGGAUGCAUUAGUUUUUAUUGAUAAUCACGAUACUCAACGAAAUACUAAUUCUGUUUUAACAUACAAAGACUCAAAAUUAUAUAAGGUUGCUGUUGCAUUUAUGUUGGCACACACCUAUGGCAUUCCUCGUGUAAUGAGUUCUUUUAGUUUUACUGAUUUUAAUAGUGGACCACCAACUGAUAAGAAUGAAAAUAUUUUAUCGCCUGAUAUAAAAGCAGAUAACACAUGUGGCAAUGGUUGGAUUUGUGAACAUCGUUGGCGUGAAAUUUAUAAUAUGGUGAAAUUUCGUAAUACAGUAAAUAAAACAAAAAUUGAAUCCUGGUGGGAUAAUGGAAAUUAUCAAAUUAGCUUUUGUCGUGGAAAUUCUGGAUUUAUUGCAAUUAAUUUAGAGAAACAUGAUUUAGAUAAAAUACUUCAUGUUUGCCUUCCAAAUGGCGUUUAUUGUGACAUUAUUUCAGGUGAUUUAAUUAAUGGUAAAUGUACGGGAAAAAAAAUUCAUGUUGAAAAUGGUAACGCUCACAUAACAAUAAAACACAAUGAAUUUGAUGGUGUUCUUGCAAUUCAAAUAAAUAUAAGAGAAUAAUUUAUUUAUCACUAGGAAGAAUUUAUUUAAAAAAAAAAAGAUGCAUUUUUUUUUGUCUGGAAAAGAAAUAAAUACAUGUAUGUAUUUUUCAACAAAUUUAUUUUUUAACAGAAACAAAGUAUGUAUAUUGUGUUUUCUCUUUUCACCAUUAAUUUCUACUAUACAUAAAAAUAUGAUCGUUAAUCAUAAAAAGUAAUACACGACAAAUUUGCGAAGACCAGUUUAAAAAAAAAAUGCAAAAAAAGAAAGUAAAUUAUAAAAAAAAAAAAAAAAA